This is a messenger RNA of Rhodotorula graminis WP1, 1422 nucleotides long. RefSeq lists its product as uncharacterized. The transcript has 4 exons. NCBI's taxonomy places the organism in Eukaryota, Fungi, Basidiomycota, Microbotryomycetes, Sporidiobolales, Sporidiobolaceae. The record is from RefSeq and is a predicted model, not a curated record. Bases 1 to 1413 code for a protein of 470 amino acids.
AUGCUCGCCGCCGACAUCGAGCAGCAGGCCAAGCCCCUGAGCGGGCCCUUGCUGCCGCUCCUCCCACCAAAGCCGCUCUCCAUCGACCUCGGAGGCAGCACCACAACUCGCCCUCGACCGCCCAUCCACCCAGGCUGGGUCUGCGAGACGGUCAUCGUCCCCGCUGCGUUCCCGCGCUCGUACGCCCACAGCACCAAGCACCCGCACGAGCUGCGCAUCAACCCGGCCGUCGACCCGGCGACCGGCCAGCGCGCCGACCCUGAGCGCGCCCUCGCGACGCUCGUCGCGCCCCAGGUCGAGGCGUUCAAGCAGCCGAUCAGCGUCGACGACACGCACGAGCUUGACCAGCAGGAGCAGCUCGUCACGGUCGCGAACCGGUACCGCCCGGCGGCGACGGCGAGGAGGAGCGGCGAGGGCGAGCAACGAGGGCUCACGCUCGUGUUCUCGCACGCCAACGGCUUCUACAGAGAGGUGUGGGAGCCGCUCCUCGCGACGUUGCUCGAGCGAGCCGAGGUCGGCGGCAAGUCGCUGCCGAUCGACGAGGUGUGGGCGCUCGACUGCAUCAACCAGGGAGAUGCGGGCGUCCUGAACGAGCCGGUGCUGGGCGAGGUCUUCAACUGGGCCGAUCACGGUCGCGACUUGCUCAACUUUAUCCUCUCGUACGGCGACUCGCCGUCCUCGUCGACUGGCCUGCUCAGCCCGGCGCCCGACGUCCCCGCCCACCUGCACCUCCUCGACAACCAGCCGUCUCUGCCUCCAGGCCCACCACUCGCCGCCGCUCGCACCUACCGCGGCCGCCUCAUCGUCGGCAUCGGCCACUCUCUCGGGGGCGGCGCGACCGCCUACGCCGCAUCGGCCCUGCCCGCCCUCUUCUCGUCGCUCGUGUUUGUCGACCCGGUCCUGCCCGACCCGAGCAACAGCACGCGCGCCAUGACGCGCCUCACGACGGGCGCGCUCAUGCGACGCGAGACGUGGAAGACGAGGGCCGAGGCGCGAGACGGGUUCGUCAAGAAGCCGUUCUUCCAGAGUUGGGACCCGCGCGUGCUCGAGGGCUACGUCGAGCAUGGACUCGUCGACGUCGCCGACGGCGUCGCGCUCAAGGUGACGGCGAGGAACGAGGCGCUCACCUUUAUGGACCCGAUGGCGGUUGCCGCUCGCCGCGCCGCCACCCGGCUGCAGCUUAUCCCGGCGUCGCUGCCGGCGCACUUUAUCUGGGCCGACAAGGGUCGGUCCGUCGUCGACGAGGACAACAUCGCCUGGGUCCUGCGCGACGCCAUUCCGCACGCCUCGUGGUCGAGGGUCGAGGGCGCGGGCCACCUCCUCGUGCACGAGAAGCCGGACGACGCGGCGCAGCACUUGCUACAGUUCCUCGAGAAGACGUACCCGCGGCAGCCGAACAAGGCCAGGCUGUGAGGCCUUUCG